AUUCUCUGUCUGCUGGUAAAUGUAGGUUGUUUUUCUCUCAAGUCUUGGGAUUGAUGUAUUACUCGGCAGGGAAUUUGAUUCUGAUUUUUUUCACUGCUGAGAAUAUUUGCAAAUCAUGAUUGUUUAUCCUUUCUAUAUUCAUGGAUUCUUAGGACUGUACAUCUACUGUUUCACUCCCAGAGGACACUACAAAAAUUCCCUAAUUUAUUUUACGAACACUAUCUCAAUAUCUGUUAAAUCUUUGUACACUCAGAAAAAUUGUCCCAGUUGUGACAGGCUGGAAGCAUAUUGAUCAAGUCACAUUUAAAGAAAGUACAUCAGAAGGUUUGAUUUUUGUCUUUCAAUGGAAAUGUACGUUGUAAUUUUCUUGCAGAAGCAAAGGAUUUACAGCGGAGUCUAGAUUAAUCAUGAAGUUCUCACUUUGUUUCUUGAUGUCUUAUGAAAUUCAAAUACACCUAGCAAAUGGAAAAAUAUUUGCUCGCAUUUGAGUAUUUGUUCUACGUUCAGCUCAAGGAAUUACUAGGUGGACAUUAAUUUUAGUAUUUGAUAAAGUUUUGACUCUAUGCUCGUGUUAUGUGUGACUGUAACAUCUGCUUUAUCAUGUGCAUUGUUAGUUGAAUGACAUUCUUUGGCCUUCAAACACCAUAUAAGUUUAACAUGGAAGAAAUAUAAGAGUUAAUCUGCUGUUGGAAGUGUAUCUUAAUAGAAAGUUUUCUUUGAUUCUCUCUAUCGGCAAGGGAGAGGGAAAAAAUUGUUAGUUCUUUCUUUAUUUGUAUGCAAAUCAACUUAGCACUUGAUGGUUUUUGUUACAGGUUUCUCUCUUCAUGAUACAGAGGUUGUUUCUUCCUGAUUUGUUAUUGGUUGAAACUUUAUAUUAUAUGGCAUUGCUGCGAAUUUAAGCAGACAUGCAGUGUAAAAGCUAUUUCCCAGGAUACUACUCCACUAGGGAUCUAAAUUUAGAAGUUAAUGGCAGUGCAUUUCCCUUCAACAAUAUUGAUAAAAUAUUGAAUAAUGGACACUACUGCCCUGGCAGUUUAUCAUCACCAUCUCCUGAUCUGCAUUUAGGGUGCAACAAGGAAGCAUUGAAGCAGACAAUGCUCAAGCAUGAAUCUAUAUUCAGGGAUCAGAUCCAUGAACUCCAUCGCCUUUACAGAAGACAGAAGGAGUUGAUGGAGGAAGUGAAGAGGACUGAGCUAUGUAAAUAUCACCUCCAGCUUGAAACCUCACAGUCAAAUCCUCUUCUCUCUCAGAGCUCAUUUAAUAAUGUAUUGAAUACAUGGCAAAGCUCCACCUUACCCUGGGCGAACCCUUCUUGUGGUCAAUCACAUGUUUCUGAAUCUAAAAGCAGCUUAUUGCCCCUAAAUUUUGCUGACGGAAAAAAGAGACAAGCUGGUUCUUAUCCUUCUCAAAGAAGCGCAUUCAAGGCAGACUCUGAGUUCUUGGUGUCUGAGGGCAAGAAAUAUGGCAAGAAGAUCUUGGAUCUGGAACUUCCAGCUUAUGAAUAUGCUGAUAGUGAUGAAGAAAAAAUUUUGGAAAAGGAAAAGGUCUCUGAUGUUUCUCAGAUUCUAAGUUAUCCUCUUAAGAGAAAAUUUGAGAUUGUACAUAAGAGAGAUAAAGAACCCUCCAGCAGUAUUUUCUUCAACUCAGAAUUUCAACAGAACAAUUGGACGUCAGGUUGCACUUCUUUAAAAGCAAAAUGUUUAGUAGACUUGAAUGAACCCGUCAAGGCUGAGGAAAAGGCAAAUCCUAGUAGUUCUCUGGGUCCUUUGACUGGCUAUAAAACGAUGAAAUCGUCAGAUCUAUCAGGGAUAGUAGAUUCAGACUUUCAAGUUUUGUCGAAUGAAAGAAAUGAGAUUGGAGACACAAGAGGUGAUGUUGAAAAUUCCUCAAAUGUUUCUCAUUCAGAAAAGAAUAUACUACUAAAAAUUGGUGUCUCUGAUGAUGAUGUUGCAGGGAAAGCUACAAUUGACUUGAAUUCAUCUCCUGAAGGUCCCUGUGCAGAAAAAUCGUCUUUAGUGCAGCACGUGGAGGUCAAGCAACCUCAUGAACUAAUAAGGUCUCACGUGUCCAAUCUGAUUGGUAAAAGAUCAAGGAAUGAAGAUUCACAAAACUUUGGAGAUCUUUGCCCCAGAAGCCAUACUGGGGCAGCUGUAACUUCUUUCAUGAGCACUUCAUAUCGGCACAUUCCUCAUACUGAUGUUCCAGAGAUGUCCUCAGUUUCAUUUAUAAGAAAAAGCAAUCUAGAGGUUACCCCAAUAGCAGUUCAAGCACUCACAUCUUUCAACACUUCUUUAAGUCCCAGGCUUGACAGAAACAAGUUUCUUGAUAAUAGCAGAUUGGCAACUGGCUCAAAUGUAGAUAAUACAGACUCCCCUCAGAGCAGAUUCUGCAAUGGCUUCCAAUCAGACUCCAAGAAGGUGGACGUAAAUCGGUUAUCAAGUAAUGCUGAUGAUUCUGCAUCUUGGUACCACAAUCUUUCAAAAUCUGUCAAAGUCCCCACAGAUGGAAAUUCUUCUAAGGAGGUGAACCUGGACUCUGUGCCUAUUAGUUCUUCAAAUUUGACUGUAGAAACGUAUUGGCAAGAGGGCGGAGAAGGUCCUGUGUUUCAACUUCCAGGGUCCAAGAGAGCACAAGUAGCUCACAGCGGCAACAGCAAGCCAUUAAUCCCGAAGUCCAGAUGGAGGAGAGAAAACUGA
This is a messenger RNA of Carica papaya (papaya), 2696 nucleotides long. The record is from RefSeq and is a predicted model, not a curated record. NCBI's taxonomy places the organism in Eukaryota, Viridiplantae, Streptophyta, Magnoliopsida, Brassicales, Caricaceae.